Molecule: messenger RNA, 2454 nt
Organism: Talaromyces amestolkiae
Lineage: Eukaryota; Fungi; Ascomycota; Eurotiomycetes; Eurotiales; Trichocomaceae
Exons: 1
Coding region: 1-2454 (817 amino acids)
Source: RefSeq, a predicted model, not a curated record
AUGGAUGAAAUAGAUACUUCGCCUUUGCUAGAAGGCGGCGCUAUCAGACACAAAUACCCGGCGCCGGUCUCUCGCGCUACUUAUUCUCGUGUUGGCGCUUCUUCGCAAUAUGACCGAGAUUUCGACCAUGAUGAAUUCGAGAUGCGUUCUGUUGAACCGUCGUCUGUUUUGCACAAGUCUGCUUUUAGACCGCCGCCUGCUUAUGAUCAUGGCAUGUCUGCUUUUCACGAAGAGAUAGAUGAACCGGAGCCAGAACCUAUGCCACUGCCAGGGCCCAGCUCAGCCAUGCAGUCGCCACGCCUCGAGAAUAGUCGUCUCAUUCCACGCCUGUCGCAAAGACUGAGUAUGCGACGACCUACCAAUGUUCGCUCAGCAAUCAAUAACAAACGCGAUUUGAGACACUCAAAUUCAAUACUAUCAUCAGCCAGUCCGUUGACUCCUUCGGGCGUCCUGUCGUUUUGGCCAGUAAAGAAUAAGCAGCCCGCAAAUAAUCAAGAGCUCGAGAAUCUAAAUGAAGAGGAUUUUGUCACAGUCGACAUUUCGUUCUUAGAGGGGCCGGAUAGUGAUGUUGCUCGACAUCAGGAUGCGUUUCCUUAUUCUAGCAGCAUCGGAAACAAUGCGCAUCAACGAUCGGAGUCGACUCCCAAACCAGACGAGGUGGUUGUACAACAUACCGCGCGAGAAUACGGACAGCAACUCGCUAAUCAGAAGAAUAUGAUCGUUUCCGUCAAGGAAGCUGCUGUUGCUCCAGUUGUUGAUCUGAGUAGUCUGGAGGGAACCGAACGUCGCUCAACUUAUAGAGUAGCUUCUUCACUUGACGAAGAAACAAGUUUCUUCUAUCCGACGGACCCUGAGAAACCGAAUUGGAAACCAUUCUCAAUGACAGCGCCUUAUUUGCUCAUGCUCAUCACCGUUUCUUUAGGACUGGCAGGCGUGCAGGAAUAUCUCUAUCAACAAUCGAAAUCUCUCGAAUCAAAAGGAAAAGGCCUUAUUCAGUUCAACGAUGUAGCCGAAAUUCCAACUGCUCAGUUCUUUGCAUGGAAAUAUCUCCCAACCAUGGUGAUGGUGACGUACGGUGUGUUGUGGCAGAUCAUGGAGUACAACGUCAAAAGACUCGAACCAUAUUACCAACUGUCCCAACCAACAGGUAACAUUGCCUCGAAAUCACUCAACCUCGACUACACCACACUAUUCAGCUAUUUCGUGCCGUACAAGGCUGUGCGGAACCGUCACUGGACGGUUCUGGUGGCAUCCCUCGGAGCCGUCCUAGCAACCACAGCAGCACCGUCCUUGCAAAAUGCCUCGGUCAUGCCAAUCCAAAACCCAAACUGUCCAGAUAAAAAGUGCACAUCAUCAGACCAAUUCCUGUACUUUGUGCAUAUCGACGCGGCUUGGUCGAGAUUAGUCACGAUUUGUCUUGCAUUGGUAGCUGUCAUGGCACUGGUGUUAAUAUUCCAGCUUCGACGGAAAUCCGGCUUGCUGAGUGAUCCCAAGGGUAUCGCAGGGAUCGCAUCCAUGGCAACCAAAUCUCAUAUUCUGAACGAUUUCCAGGGCAUGGACACUGCCACGGAUAACGACAUACACAAACGACUACGGCAUCGUCGUUAUGUGCUGUACAAAUCGAGUAUCUGGCAGGGAGAGCAUAUUAAAUACACCGAAGAACACGCCGUCCAACCCUUCUCUACCGCUUCUCCGCAUCCGAUUGCGCUUCGUCGUAUACCCGGCAUUGUGUUUUUGAUUUACUUGACUUUCCUCGUCGCUGCUAUCCCCGUCGUGACGUAUACAAACGCAAACGUGGUCGCAGUUAAACUUCCCUGGUUACCUGUAUUGUUGGCUGUAAUCGCAAAACAGAUUUGGACUGCGCUGGAGUUUGCGAUCAAAAUGUUGGAACCAUUCUAUGCUCUGUCGCAGGGUAAUGCAAGACCCGAGAACACACUCACGCUCGAUUACCAGGGUACCCCCUAUGGUGUCCUACCGUUCCAGGCGAUGCUGAAUAAACACUAUCUCGUCUCGCUGAUUGGUGUCGGAUCGAUUCUUAGCGACGUAUUAACAGUGACAUCCGCCUCGCUAUCCAUCAAAGACGAAACCGAGGAGUCCUUCAUGACCUCAUCCGCAAUCUCAACAGUCGUCGUAUUCUUCCUACUCUGCUCCGCGGCAUUGGCCCUAGUCUGUCGACGACACUAUUUCGUCCCUCGACCGCCAUCGACGAUCGCUUCGAUUCUGGCGUUUGUGCAUCAGUCCCACAUGCUAGACGAUUUUGUGAAUACGGAGCGGUUUAGUAGUGACCAGAUGAGGUCUAUGCUUGUGUCGAAGAAUAAGAGGUAUGGACUUGGUUGGUUUCGCGGUAGAGAUGGGAAGUUGCAUUGUGGAGUUGAUGAAGAGCCUAUGUUGAGUAGGUAUGUGCAUGGGAUCAGUUAUAAGGAUGCGCAGGCCGCGCCUUUGGCGGAUUUUUAG